Molecule: messenger RNA, 5172 nt
Organism: Hypomesus transpacificus
Lineage: Eukaryota; Metazoa; Chordata; Actinopteri; Osmeriformes; Osmeridae
Product: basic salivary proline-rich protein 1
Exons: 9
Coding region: 463-2130 (555 amino acids)
Biological process (GO): intracellular signal transduction; negative regulation of T cell activation; B cell receptor signaling pathway
Cellular component (GO): membrane raft; plasma membrane
Source: RefSeq, a predicted model, not a curated record
UUCUCUUUCUCUUCUUUCAUUCUCUGCUCACACUUCUCUUUAUCCCCCUUUUCUCCCCCUUCUAUUUUCCUCACAGCUCCUGUCUUUUCCACCUGCCUGCUUUGCCCUCUUAUCCCCUUGCCCAACCUCUCUCUCCCCCUCCCUCUCUCUUUCUCUGCCUUUCUCUCUCUCUCUCUCUAUGUCAUACAGGCUGCCGAGGCCUCUCACUCUGCUAAUUCAUUCGCUGUGCAUCGCCUCACAUCUCUGCAGGGUCAGAAAGACAGGCAGCCUGGGAGAGAAGAGGGACAGAUGGAGCACAAGGGUGUGAGGAACCAAAGAAGAAGGAUGAGAUGGCGGAAAAGAAAUGCAGUUUUAUCUCUGAGAAACAGAGAACCACACAGAUCCUGUGUUGCCUUCCGGUUCCCCAAAGCACCCCUAGUGUGCAUGUGUGUGUGAGAGGGCUCGUGUAAGAGGGUGCGUGUCAUGGCCUCGAUGCCCGACGAAGCCUUGUGGGACGUCGCCACCUACAGUAAGGUGCUCCUGCUCGGGGCCAUCGCUGCCGCCUCGGCCUUCGUGGUCACCAUCGUCAUCGUCCUCGUCUGUGUGGGCUGCCAGAGGAAAAGCAAGAGCAAGCACCCCCCAGCAAAUGGAGAGAAGGGCACUUCUGUGAACAUGAGUACCCUCCGGCAUCCUAAGCUCAACUCUAUGAGCAAGUCCGACACCAGGCUUCACGAGAUCAAUCGCCUGCCCUGCAAUGGUGCUCCUAAGAACCGUCCGGCCAGUAUGGACCUUCUCCUCCUCCACAGUCGUCGUUCCCAGUCAGACCUCCGGCCCUCCCAUGUGCGCCAGCUGCCCCAGAUCCCCACCUCCCCCCAGGGGGGCAGUAAGCCAGGGGAGGGGAGGAACCACACCUACACGGAGGUGGGACUGCGGAACCCCUCCCCCACCCGUUGCCUGGACGACGGGCUGUACGAGAGCGUAGGGGUCCGAGAUCCGGAUGGAGACCCCAAAAUGCCCCCCGCCCCUCCCCCCACCUCUGCCAACACCCCUGCCACACUGAGAGCAGCACGGAGCCCCAUGGCCCAGGGCAACGGGGCCCCAAACACCAAUGGGAACAGCCCUGGGAAUGAGAGCAGCCGAGGGAAUGGCCACGGAGAGCUGAACGGCACCUUGGACGGCAGAGGCAGAGGGAAGCCUCCGCCUACCCCCGUUAACGGCUCCCCCCAGUCCUCCCUCCCCUCGCUGGCCCCCCAGGACCCGGUAACGGCAGAGUAUGCUUCCAUUCGGAAGGUCCGGAAGGUCGACAAGGCAACCAAGAAGGAGAACAAUGGUGGAGAGUCAGACAGCCAAUCAAGUGUUGGAGAAUCACCCCCUGCCCUGCCCCCCCAACUCCCCCGCAUCCAGGAGAUUUCACGGAAACAGCUGGAGUCAUUCCACCUGCCCUCCUUCCCCAAGGAGGCAGAGUUCAUAGGUAACGGGGAGCAGUACAUUUGGAAGCCCCCUGAGGAUGAUGACAUCAUCACCCUGCACCCAGUACCAGCACACCUAGGGGAAAAUGGACAGGGCCCCCUGACAGCCAUGGAGGUGUCAGACACCUACUCCACCGUGUGUAAACCUCUGAAGAAGAAAGCUCCCCCAGAGAACAAUGGAGCGAAGACACUGCCUCGCUGUUCUGGUGGGGACAGUGGCAGCGGCAGGGGAAAUGGGUGGGCGGGCUCUACUGGAGGAGCCCUGGGCCAAGGUCGGGGGGCCCAGACCCGCUCCCAGGAGGAACCCUGCUAUGAGCCGGUGGGUGACAGGUCCUGGCCAGUGGCAGAGUCCGAUCCUGCGUAUGCUACUAUCGACUCCCACCGGAAACGUGAGAGGGUGGGAACCAACAAUGGCGUGAUGAGCGGAAGCGCCACGCUAAAGCCCAGGAAGAAGCCCCCUCAGCAGGCAGCAACGGGGCCUCCUCAGGGCCCCCCAGGCCCGCCGCCCCCCCCAGGCCCGCCGCCCCCCCCAGGCCCACCGCCCCCCCCAAUAAGAGCCCACCCCGGAGGGGAGAACUUUUAUGAGACCAUCAGUGAUGUGAAACAGGGGGCCAGCAGCUCCAGCACCACCACCAUCUUUACCUUCAACGAUGGGAUGGAGAUGUAUGUCACUGGUCUGUAGCUAGCCUGCACAGGCUGACAGGCUGUCUAGCAGAGCUAGAUAGGGUUGGGUUACUCUGUCCAACUACUGAUAGACACAAUAAUAAUGAGUUGCCAACAACAUGGUGUACAUAGGAAUCCAGCAGGAACAUGCUAAAAGAGGAACUAUUUGUUUUUAUCCUAAGCUAAGACAGGGUCACAGUCCAAACCCAACAGAACCAGAUCUUCCGUCAUUGACCUGGCAUGGCCCACUUAUAGCCAGACGGACUGAACACCUCCUGAUGCCUGCUGACUGGAGGGAGAGUCUUUAACUCUUCUCAAAUCUUAUUUCAUCUGUGUUGUGCAACUGAACACCUGACUUAACCCCCUCCCCCCCGUUGUGUGACAUUUUACAUGAUAUCUUUAUUUUUCUAUGAAUAUGAUACCCUUAAAAGAGCAUGUACUGUACAGAACACACCCUAUCAAAAUCAUGAAACAGCACUAUCACUCAUGAACUGUACAAAUAAAAGUGGCGAGCAUGAAAACACUCAUUCAAAUGGAAAUGCCAACCAGAGAACAUCAACGUCUCAAUCAAACCCUUUCUGAUGACCAAACUCAGACAAGUAAAAGACAAACGUCACACACACACACACGUCUUUGUGCCGGGGCUUAUGUAAUAUAAGCAGAUGGAUGUCACAGAGAUUUUCUGUGCUUAGCUCUCACUAAGCAAACAUAUGAAACAGGUUCUCUCUCCCUGCUCUACUGACACAGCCCUGUUGCCGGGCAGAUAUGAUUAUCCAUCUAUACAGUUUGGCAUGACCCUGGUCUGACCCAGAGGAGGUACUAUAAACCCCAUCACUCUCCUAGACCUCUUUCUAUUCUAUGGACGGUGAAACAAUCACUUCUGUUUCCCUGUGAAGUUCAAAUGUGUCAGAGGUGUGAGGUAUGUAAAGAUCCUAUCAGGGAGACAGCUUUAGGUUGUCGUGACCUUACAAAUGUCACUUAAAACCACAUGGCAAACUUGUAUCUUUACCAUUUAUAGCCACCCUAAAGGAAGAACUAACACAAAGAAAAUUGAAAUGUUUGUAAAUGUACUCUGUUAUAUAAUGACUCAUUACAUUAGAUCAUCAAUAUUUAAAAAUGUCAUAUUUUUCCUACAAACUUCUCGCGCCAGAUUUUUUGUUGCAUGGCAACCUCCACACACGCCCACUCUUGGCAGAGUAUGCCAGGACAAAGCAUGCCGGCCACAGUCACAGCCUUGGGAAGAGAGAAGGUUCCCAGAGCAAGAUGGCCGGCAGCUUUCGCAAUACCAACACAGGACUGCGAGAGACAGAAAAGGAGAAAGAAAUAUCAACAAGGGAUGCUUUAGUCCUGGAAGUUAAUGUGCCAUAUCUGGCGGGCGUUGUUAACAUUUGAUUACAUGGCUGCAGUAAUGGCAUAUUGCUGCAGGCCUGUUGGCUGGCUUGUUCAAUAAUUGUAGUAAAGUGCGUUUGUCUAACAGAGCCCUGAUUCGCUCCUCAGUCUCCGGCCAAGACUCCACUGUUGCUCUUUGGGCUCAAGACUGGCCAUAAGAACAGUGAUUGAAGGUUUGGAAUCCAAGGAAAAUAAAAUGCUGGGCACCCAAUCGCCAGUGAGCUUCCUUUGGAAGGUUGCCCCGCUCCCUCUCUCCUCCCUCUGUAGCCUGCGCUCAGUUCUGUUCCAUUGUAAACAAUGCCUUUGCUGUUUUGUUGCUUUGGGAAACAUAAAGGAAGGAAUGAACUAAGAAAACACAACACGUGGGUUUUAGUUCAUCCAGGCCAGUGGGACCAGGGACAGAGAAUGCUCAGGGACAGAGAGGAUUAGGACAUGUUAUGGAUGGAGCUCAUAUCAGACUAAUGUCUGACACAAGUGCAGAUUGAAGACUAAAGUGUGUUUCUGUGUACAGGCUUACCAUGACAAUGUGCAUUUAAAAUGCACAGUGUAUUUUCAAAAUGCACUGUUUCUGUUCUUUCUGACUCCUCAUACGCCGUGUUUAAAUAGCGUGUGCCACUGCCAUGAAGACGGCCCUGGUUCCAUUUCUCUGUGUUGUUGUUGUUGGUGCACUUUUCUUGCUUGAAAAUAAUGCAUGUUUUGACAAAUGGAAAAACAGACUUAUUUUGGUACUGUACCUAAUUGAUUUCUCACUGUUAUUUUGAUGUUGUUGUUAACAAUAUUUUUUGUCAGAAGCUGUUUUUACAGUCUUUACAAAAAACAGCAAAGAAAGAGAGAGAGAUAGAGAGCGAACUUGAGAAAGAGAGAGUGAGAGAGGAAGGAGGGGGAGGAACCGCUGAGGUAGUGAGAGGUUGCUUGCCACUGCUGCUCUGUACAGAGAAGGAGUGACAGAGUGUGGGGGAGGGAGGAGAAAAGGCAGAAAGCUGGAUGAGGAUCACUGCAAACCAUAUGACUCCUUUUUCUCUUUAACACACACACACACAUACACACACACACACACACACACACACACACACACAUACACACACAAACCAAUGCCAUUUGGAAGGAGGCAGCAGACCCUGGUUUGCUCAACCUCACUCACUUGUCUACUUACCAAUGCAAUCCUCUCUCCUCUGUCGUCUUGUUUCUUCCUGGGCUGGGGUAGAGCGUGUCUUUGAAGAGGGAAUGGGGGGAGUUUGGGGGUCAAGCCAAACCUGGUCUGUGUUACUUUUUAAUGUUUCACAAUGUACCGUUGAAGAGCACUCGAUGAGGACUUUUUUCAAUUGCACAUACAUAUACUGAUGAAUAUGUAUAAUAGUCUGUAGUUGUACCAAUGUUGUUCAUAACUCAAAACACCUAAUGAGAUUGUUGUUGCAAAAUGGUGGUUAUCACAAAUGUUGUGUUGAACCAAGUUUUAAGAUACCCCUGUCCUCCCAAUUCAGGUAUAUGUUGUGUGGCAUUAUUGAUGCUGUGACAGCUACUGUAGCCGAAGUUGUACAUUUGUGAAGAUGACACAGGGUUUCAUGUGAAAAAAUCUUAUUAUAUAAUUGUGCAGGUAUGCAGAAGAUUGUAAUGUUUUAUAUAAUAAUAAAAUAUCAAAGUCAAGUUUUUACUUUUGUAAUAAAGUAGCACC